Coffea arabica (coffee) is the source of this 603-nucleotide messenger RNA. The record is from RefSeq and is a predicted model, not a curated record. NCBI's taxonomy places the organism in Eukaryota, Viridiplantae, Streptophyta, Magnoliopsida, Gentianales, Rubiaceae.
AUGGAUGGUAAGAAAAAGGCUGAAUUUGUGCGCGAUUUACAUGCAAAGGUGCAUGCUAACAUUGAGAAAUGCACCCUUCGUUAUGUGCAAAGUGCCAAUAAGGGACGUCGCAAGAUGGUAUUCGAACCUGGCGAUUGGGUUUGGAUCCACAUGAGGAAGGAAUGUUUCCCCGUUCAAAGGCACAACAAACUCCUUCCUCGGGGUGAUGGACCAUUCCAAGUAGUCGAACGUAUUAAUGACAAUGCCUAUAAACUUGACCUGCCAGGUGAGUAUAGUGUACAUGCUACUUUCAACGUUGUUGACUUACACCCUUUCUCUGCAGACGAUGAACUUGAUUUUGGGACAAAUCGCCUACAAGAGGAAGGGAAUGAUGAGAACUCAACCGGAUUCAAAGAUGGCCAAGAUUCAAGUGGUCCCGGUCUUCAAAUUCCAAAUGACCCGAUUACUAGAGCUCGAGCACGGAGGCUGAAAGAAUCAUUACAAGCACUUGUUUGCACCAUUCACAAAAACAUUGGUAAUGACUUGAGGAUCAUUGAAGGCAUUGAGUUCGAAAAGCUACCACGAGUCCAAUUGAUACAAGUGCAUGAAGAACCUAUCUCGUAG